AUGGCGACCGGAAGGAGUAUGCCUGUCAUUUUGAAAAAGUUCAGUCAGAGUCUCAAUCCAGGAGAACUUAAGGAAGUCCAGGUCUCAGAGAAAUUUCGUGUGCUGGUAGCUCUGGGUGAUGACUCCACGUUGAGGCUGUGGAACGUUAAGAAUGAUGCAAACUUUACCCUCGUAGAUGUGAUACAGUACGUAAAUAAGGAUAUAGUAACAUAAAGCUUGAAGAGAAGUCAUGUGAUAUGGUUGUACCUUUCUCUUUUCAAUUCUUUGUGAUUUCUUUCAUGUGACCUGACCUUCCUUACGGCGUUAUUUAUGUUUCUUAGUCUUUUUUGCCAUUAAAUUAUGGUAGAGAAUGUUUGUCAGGCUAUUUUACCUCUAAUCUGGUAAAUUUUGUAAGCUUGAUGUGAUCUAGUUCGGAUACGAUCUCGUUUCAAAAAUUUUUUAAGUACUAGGGAAAGAUCAACGGUAGUUGUCAUAAUUAUUUUUCAUUAGCCAGGUUCGGAAAUUGCGACCAACUGGUCGCCAAUUCAAAUGAAUCGAGUUUUGGCAGCGAUAAUUUUAAACGUGACACUAGAAGGAGACCAAAGAAAUAAAUUGUACCUCAAAUCGUAAAAGUUCACGUAUGGUCUCCAGCAUGACUCUUAUUCCUUGUUUUACUGAGAUUUUGAACAUCCAAUGAUUUUAAGUUGGUUCAAAAUAAUAAUGGGGUGACAUUGAUUGACCUUUAGGGUAGUAGUAGUACUAGCAAUACUGGCCAUCAUGUUUUUCACAGUUUCUUGUGACACCUACACUGUGGGUAUAUUGCAUUAACAUUUGCUUUUCUAAACUUCUCUGGUGGUCAAAUCUUGGAAAAUGUUUCACUGUAAGGAACAUAGGAAAGUGCUAUGAAAUUGAUUCAAAGUUUGGAUAUUAAUCUCAGGCUUACAAAUCAUCAGAAUACAAUUUUUCCUCACAAGCUUAAGACUUUUGCACCAGCUUGUGAUGGUUACCAUACCCAUGGUCAUUUUUGGACCAGCUUUUUAGUUCUUAGUUAGGUCAAUUUGUGGCCAGUCAAUUAAGUUGUUUCAUACCCAUACUAAUAAAGUAUGUUUUCCAUGUUUUAUGGUAAGAAUAGAAUAAACAAAUUAAAAAUAAAUGCUGUCCUUGAUAACAAUGGGAGAAAACAUAUAUCACACUUGCAUUAGCUGUUAUUGUUAAGAAACUAAGUCAAAAGUAGAAAUUAUAGACUGUUCUAUUAAAAAUAACAUACUUAUCAUGUACCAGGCAAUUAUUUAGUGUUUGUGUUAAGAAGGUCACUAGUAUACAGGACAGAAUUUUGUCUGUAUCUUGAUCACUUGAUUCUACUAACCCUACAACAAUCUACAUCUUCUCAAGUGGUUGUUUGUUGGGUAUUUUGAAUUAAUGUGUAUUGGGAUGGGUAUGAAUAGACAGGGGUUUGAGUGUGAACUGACUCAAACUGGGUACUAAUUGACUGAAUUGGGAACAAAACAAUUGGGUACAAAAUGACCAUGGGAAUGAAACAACUGGAUACUCUUUUGACCAUGAACAUCCAUAACUCAUCAUUUUAAUCAUGCCUUUUUUGAGAUACUCUAUUGGUGAUUUUUCUCAAGUAUGGAUAUGUUUAAGGCAAAAAUCCAUCAUUACAAGGCUAUAUUUUUUUGUUUUACUGUUAAACAAAAGUCUUACAAAUUGAACAUUUUGGUGACCAACUUUUCAAUCUUGGCUCUGUUAAAAAAAAAGUUUUAGUCACAAUAUGACACCUGCUUCAAAAGGUUGAUUUUGGACCCUGCCAUAUCAAACUAGUGAUUUAUGCUUUUUGCAAACACUGAUUAGCUAGGUAAGAGACUAUUAACAAGUACUAUGAAGCUUUGAGCAGACUGAGCUAAUUGAAAUGUUUUUGUAACUUCAGUCAACUUUGUUUUAAGAGAAUGCUCUAAGUCAAUGGUUUGGUGUGUGCCAGUAUUAGACAAAUUAUUCACCUCACUGUUUGUGCAAUGUGUCAGCCAUUUACAGGCCACAUGAUGGCCUAGUGAACUGAUACUUCACACUUUUCACCUCUACUUUUGCCAAUAAUGGGCACAGAUGAUAACUAUCUAUGUAGAGCAAUGUAAUCAAUGUAGCUAACAAAAAUAAUAUAUAUCCUGAAUACAAAGGUCAACUGUCAAUAACAACCUCCAGACCCUGUAUUUAUAUUGUAAAAAUAAGGUCAUAUGCAAAAAUCCAGGAAUUUAUAAUUGGUCAGAAAAAAGGCAAAAAAAUUAAAGGGAUAGUAUUUGUAAAACAUUCUUUACUUAGUAUUUCAGAGUAUUAAUUUUAAAAAUAAAAUAAACAUGAAAUGCAAAAUAUUAUCUCUUACUUAUUUUAUUCCUUGUUCUUACUGCAGAUUUAAGUGGAGUUCUUGUAGUGACUGCCAGAAUAAAGAAAAUUCAGAGGAGGCCUGUUUUGUUGUAUUGAAGAUUGAUGGCAGUAUAGAGUUACAUACUAUUUCCAAUGCAUUUGAAGAUUUCUCAAGCACCUGCAAUGCUGUUGUAACCAAAGAGCUAUUGAAGGGGUUACUAAACGAUAGAGGCAAAGGUUAGCAAAUUUUUGGCUUUUUUAUUACUAGAAGUUACAUUUACCUAUUUUUUUUUAAGGGUUUAAACACUGGCUGGGUUAUGGGGAAUUGUUUAAAAAAAGGGGGGAGGGGAACCUUCUAGAUUAAGAGAGGGCUGGAGAUCAACUUACCCUUGGCAGCUCCUGAGGAUUUUUUUUUGUAUUUGAUUUUGGGAAGCUAAAUUAUAGAUAUAGUUAAGUUGAGUGUUAUCUCCAUCUUUUGCUGCUAAACCAUAAGUUACAAGUAUCAAAGACAUGUGCCACAAAAAAGCCAAAGCAGGAUUAUCAGUGUAUCUUGCAAAAUAAAGUUUAAGGUUACGACAAAUUUAGAAACGGUCAAGGAACAUUAAUAUGUGACAUCUCAUGUCAGGAACAACUGGUCUGAAUGCCCUGUUACUUUCAACUAUUUUGUUUUGGUUAAGUAUUAUGAAUAAUUUCAGAAAAAGAUGGUCUUUUUGGUAACACAACUGAGAGCAAGCACACUUAAGUCAGGGUAGAGAUCAGUCAUCAAUCACUUCUCUUGUUUAAAAUGUUUUAAAGUGGUUUUGUAUCUGGAGGGUCUGGUGAUGUCUUUGUAUGGACAUUUUAUGUUACAUAAGUGAACAAUUUUUGUUUUGUUUUGAAUAAUUCCAAGUUAACUGUUUGCAUUUUUUCUUUUCAGAAUGGCAUAGUGGUGAAGUAAAUCUUAUUUCACUAAACAGAAGUUCUGAGCCCUCCAAACAUGAAGUCAUUAUUUUGGUGGAUACAAUGUUGACUACACUCUCUAUGGGCCAAAACUCAAUAGCAGAUAUGUUGGUUUGCUUUGAGGUGACAAAUUCAGCCAUGAACAAGGAGAAUGAACACUCAGGUCCAAUAACAGCAGUCAGGAGGUUUCAUAAGUUUAUAUUUACAUUGGUGUCAAGUGGUGUUGUGUGUAUCCUUUAUUUGUAACUUGAUUUGUAGCAAAUAUAUGGUACAGUAUUUAUGUAUUUAUUACAUCAACAAAUUGUGGACCACCCCUGUGUAUCUGGUCCAUAGACCACCUGCAAGGUCCCCCCAAAUUUCAAAAGCAGACAUUUUUAAUUAGCAACAGGCUGUAGCCACGAGUUGAGAGUUGUUUUCUGAUGCACUUGAGAACAUGUUCAGUGAGCAGCAUUCAGUUUAAGAUGAUAAAACUGGGUUAGGGUUCUGUAAGAGUGUGCCACCAACAAUUUGUAAUUCUAGGUUUAUGUUCUUUAUCUUUGCUGACAAUCAGAAAUGUCAAAUUUGAUGAAAAUGCACUUUGGAGUCUGCUUUGAGUUUUAAAAUGGUUGACUUGAAAAUUUGGGAUGGUCCACAGAGGUAGUCCAUGGACAAGAUCCAUAAAAUGGUCUACAAACAAGGUCCACAGGGGAACCCACGGGGGUGGUCCAUGGAACUUAAUCUUUGGCUUGUGAAUGUCCAUAGGAGAGGAAUAGAAGAGUGGCAAUGUUCAGUUUAUUUAUCUCAAAUCCAGCAAAACUUACUCACUAUAUCUCUAAAGACUAUGCACAAGAGUGGUUGACAACCAUAUGUAUAUCACUCCUUUCCAAAACCCUCCUAGUUCCUCCCAGUGUUUGAUCUUCUUGGUGGUGGCAUUAGCAUUUUGGUUUGAUAUGGUUGGUGUCUCUUCGAAAGAAACUAAAAAUGAAGAUCUGUUUGGAAUUUCUCAAAAAUCUGGAAGACUUGUUGAGUUAAAAAUUUAUCCCUUCAAGCUCGAGAGAAGAGAUUAACGCAUUUUGUAUUUCCUGAACUGUAUGGCAUCAACUGAAUACUUUUUUCACACAAAUGCAACUUGUCUAUUGAUUUUAUAGUAGCUGUUUGAUUGUGUGAAGAGGCAGCCUCUGUACCGAGGUACACAUGAAUGUAUUUGAAAAAGGAGGAGCAGGGGACAUUCAUGCACCUAUAUUGCUUAGCAGUUUUCUUAACUUUUUCAACUAGUCAUACACAAGAUGGCUGAUUUUGUAGGUUCAAUCAAUAUGUGGCAAUCAGGUGGCUUUUCAGCUCAAGGUAGGUUGAACAACUUACAAUGUAAGAUUUUAUUAGCACUUUAAAAUGCAAAAUCCUCACAGAUUGCAUUGAAUUUUUAAUUAUUGAUUUUUUUAAUUAGAGAGGCAAUGAAGGGUGGUUAGAUGCAAUUGUAAGUUUUUUAAUUUAUGAUGAAGAAUAAAAAAUUCAGAGUACAUUGCUGCUGUAGCAAUCAUUCUCUUUGAUUUUUAUAAUUUUUUAAUAUUGUGAAAAAGUAAUUAAUCAUUCAUGGCAUAAAGGAAAUUUUAGAUGGGAUGACAGAACCCUAUUGUGGAAUCUCUUUGACAUCUGAUUCAAAAUCUAACUUCUUCAUUAUAUCCUGAAAAAAAAACUGUUUUUGAGUUUGAUACCUCAUGAAACAACCAAAAGAACCAAGUACCAGAUUUUUAUUUCUAAAGAUCUUAGCUUCUUCUUCCAUCUUGACAAGUUCUUCUUCAAUAAUUUCUCUAAGUAUACUGAUGUUAAAAUUUGGAAGUUUGUCACUGUCCAUAUCUAAGAAAUUUGAAAAUGUUUUUAUGAGAUAAUUUUUUCCGACAUGGCAAGGAUUGCCAAGCAAUGUGUCACAUGAUACAUCAUUUUUCAUCCAUACCAUUAUCAACAAUAGUUCUUAACGGAUAAGUGGACAAGAAUUUCUACACUUAUCAUAAAAAGUUUGAUACCAUGCAUUGUAGCAUAAUAAUUGUGCAGGAUGUUUUUGAAGAUUUAACAGAAUGUCCUUGUUACCCCUAAAAUAAGCUCUGGCAAACAAAUAAAUAUGUCUUCUUUUAAAAGACUUACCUCAUAAGUGGGAAGGGAUGGAUGUUAUGGUCAGUUUUGUUACACAUAUGUUGUCAGCCCUUGAUAUUGUCAAAGAUUCACAAUAAAUUCUGUUGGAUUUUAUGAGAGCUCAAAUGUGAUAGUGCAGAAUGUUUUGUUAACUCUUAUGGGCUGGAUAGUAACUUAGCUAUUCGAUAGUGUUAACUGCCCUUCAAACAACUAGUCCCUGCUGCUUGAAUACAAAAAUUGUAAAAAUUAGUUUACAAUAGAAAUAUCACAGUAAUAUGGAACCUUGGCUUUUUUCCCACAAAACACAAAAAAUCAUGCUAGUGUCAAAUGUAACUCUUGACCAAUGAUACUCUGAAUUCAUGCUGAAUGGUAUGCCAUUUUACAAGACAGUGCCUUACUAUCAGUACCCAUUUUGUUUUUCAGAUUAUGUUGCAAUCCAAGAGAGACCAACUUUUGUAUACCUAGAAGUAACUGAUGAUCUCUCCUUUCUUGUUUGUGGUGAUGGUAACAGCAAUAUUUAUAUGGUAAACCUUGAUGAAUACUUUAAAGAGUUCCCUUCUCAGUGGAUUUGUCCCACCUACUCCAAGAGUAAAGACCCUUCUUUUUCAAGUGUGAAGUUUCAAUAUGAACUAGAAGAUGAAGAUUCUGUGGCCCGUAAUGCAGAAAUGUCUGAUAUUGCCUAUGGGGACAGGGUGUGGAAAACAGAAAUAUUGGCAUUCAGGAAGGCUGUAAAGCAAGCUUGUUGUGAAAAUGGAACAGGUGGGAGUAAGUUAUGAAUAGAUGCUUUCAAUCCAUUAAUAUGUAGCCACUAAAUUUCCAGGAAGUCACAAUGUGUCAUGUUUUAUGAAUUUAUCCAGGCCAUCAUUGCAGCAUCUGGUUUCCCUUUUCAAAACCAAGCCAGUGAAAUGUGGUAAAAUUUUUUUUACUUGAACGGCAGUUCUAUAAAUGGUAAAUGUGACAGAAUGACAGAAUUUCUGGACUUCAUUUCAAUCAGCAUGGUAAUGAAUUUAUUAAUGGGAGACCACAGAUUGUAGUAGAAGUACCGGUAGAUAUAUUUUGCACUUGUGUUAUUUGAAACCGUCAAACAUAUGAUAACAAUCUUAUUUUACUUGCAGUAACAUUUACAUUUAUUUACCAUGUGCAAGAUAUAUACAAUAUGCUACUGGCUAGGCAAUAUACCGAGAUAAAUAGGCUUGAAAUCUGAAAAAAAGGGCUGAUGUUGCAAUUUUUAAAAAGUGAAGUAAAAUAAAAUUUUUCUGCCAAUUUCCUUUGAAUUCAAUUUUUAAAAAAAAAUCAAUCAUAGUUUAUGAAAACAUCCUUAAGGUAACCAGCACAUACGAUCCUCAAAACAGCGUAAAGUAAGUUUUUUGUAUCAAAAUGAUUGUAUCAGGGCCAUUUUUAACUCUGAUAACUCUAACUUGCACAACCAAAAAUAUUGGCUAACAGUUUGUUCACUAAAUUAAAAAUUAAUCAUGUGUUUAAUGGACUUUUUUAUUUUGUUUAAUGUCAUUGAGAGUAAGAGUCACUUGAUGUUUAGUUUUUAAAUUUGUUAUUGCACCUCAUUCUAGCUUCCCUAACACCUACCUUACCAGUAAAAUAUUGUUCUCUCACUUUCCUCUUGUUACAUCAUACAAAGAAAAUAGCACUUGCACAUAUGCCAACUCUCCUGGAAACAGAGCCAAUCUCCUGCUUGCUCUUACAGGUGAUCAAAACUCCAGGAUAAAAGGAAGUUUGGAUCAGUUGCCUACAAAAAACUAAGAUUUAAGCUCAAUAUGUUCCAAAAUUCCAAAAUCAUCUGGCUUCUUAUGCUUGUAUUACAGUUUCUGGCUUCAUUUUCUUGUGUGAUGUACAUUGUUUGUUGCAAACUAAAAGAAGAGACUUUCUUCUUUGUUACCCCUAUAUAAGCAAGAGUCUAAUUGGAUGAGUAUUCAAAAUCAAAUCAAAAAAGAAAUUUUUUGAUUUGAAAAGACCCCCCCCAAUCAAAAAAUAAUUUUUUUUUGGGGGGGGGGGUUGCAUUGGUGAAUUUGGUCAGGGGUGGGGGGGGGUUGCUUAUCUGAAAAAAAAAACUCCAGAUUUGAGAUCUCCAGAGGUUGGCAUCUUUACACUUCAUGCAUAACAUUCCUAUAUUUUUAAUCUAGAUGAUAUUUUCCUUAAAAAGUAGUAUAUAUUUAAUAGAUGCUCCAUUUAUGAGAAGUGACCAUCUUUGAUUUUCCUCUGUACAAACACCUGCCUAAGGACUUGCAUGUAUACCAAAACAUUAAGUUACAUGGAACAUAAUUCAUGAUAUACCACUUAAAUACAAUGUGUAAGUUGUAUAUGUACUUGUAGUUCAUGAUCAAUAAGCUGGCAAUGUUAGCCUGUCAGUUUUAAGGUAACAUUGAUUAAAUCCAAAGCAGAAACGUCAUGUAAACCUCAUGGUGGUGGCUGUGGCAAUGGCUUUUUUUUCAGCUUCUUAUGUACCUGUGGAAUCUGAUGUCUGACAUUACGUUUGCUUCUUUUCUUAGAUGUAAACCAUUUUUGUAUACCAACAGUAAAGAAAAGGUGGUUUUCUGAUCUAAUUGGCCCUGAUGUUGGACAUCAGUUGGUUGCAUUCAAUAGUUGUGGUGAACAAACCAUAAAAAGUUGUAGCAAGAUGAGUGGAUUUAAUGGAACAAAGAGGGAAGCUGAAGGGACUCCACCUGAAGUAUUACCAUCUCCUGAGAUUUUACACAAAACUAUUUUUGUUAGAUGUGAAGACUGGAUGAAAGUGUACAAGUUGAAGGGAAUAUGGGUGACACCAGCUUCAUUCUUACUUUGUUUCAAGCCACAAAGACUAACUGAAAACUCAGGGCAUCCAAGUGAUGUUUCCCACGGUGUUCUGUGUUUGUUUUCUUUGAAAACUCAGAAAUAUCUCUACCACUGGUAAGCUAUUUUAAAUAACUUUUUUUUUUAUCACCAGAGUUUAUAUGGAAGUAUCUAAAGUUUGGAUACUUUGUAAUUAGUGAUGUAAGUACAAUAAAAAGUGUAGUCAUAAUAAUGUAUCUAUUAUGAGAGGUCAAUAAGAUCUUAGUGUCUGUCCAAGUUUUUUUUUUCCCAAAACAACUUUUCAGCUGAACUACCCUUAAAAGAUAGACAUGCUGUCCACGAAGGAAACUAUUAUUUUGGAAUUAAUGCAUUUUCCCCUGUCCUUUCCCUACAUCUAUAUGGUGUUGGAAAAAAAAUAACUCUUAAUUCCCAUUUCUAUUAAUUCUUAACUCCAAACUACUUUAAUUUAUAGGUUUUUGGAACCUUCAGUGAUAGUACAAAGUUGUGAACCAGGGUUCCCACAUCUGGUGCUCACUGGCACAUCUCUGGCAGUACCAGCUUUUGACAUUAGUCAAGAUCAGCUUGUCCAUAAAGUAAUGAAUGCUUUUCCAAUGUCAGAUGAAUAAUUAGUUAGCUUUUUUCUUCUUUAGCCCAAGGAAUAGCUUAGUUAAAGAAAGAAUGCUAGUCUUGAAAUAAGUGAAUAAACCAACUGAAGGAGGAUGCUUUGAAGCAAAACAAUGCAAUUUAUAUAAUAUAAUAACAAUACAAUGUAAAAUUCUUGUUGCAACUCACUCAGUCCUGGCUAUUUUUGAUUCCUCUAAAGGAAUGAUCUUAAGUGGAAAGUGUUUUCUGAAACAUUGGUCUGCUGAUUUAAACUCAUCUAUUUUGUAGGUAAUAAUGUAUGAGAAUGCAGUUCUAGCAGACUCUCUAUGCUUUGUGAAUCAGUGGGAUCAUUGUACCAUUCCAAUUCAUGCUUUAGAAGUGGCCUUAAAACUAAGGCAACUUGACACAGUUGCCUUCUUUUUGAAGAACCAAGACAAAGGUAAGAACCAAGCUCUAAGAUGUUAUGUUAUGAUUUAUCAGUAAUGCAACAGUUAAUGUUAAACUUCUUAAACUCUGUGGGAAUUGCAUUUAGAUCUAGAGAUAGUUAUCACAGUUAGUGUGAUUUGUAGUUUUAUUGCAUUUGUUUCAGCUCAUGAUUAUUUCUAUCCUUUUACUAUUUUCAAUAAAACUUCUUUUGGCUAAACACCAUUUUGUAUUUUUUUGUUUUGGGAGCAAAAAGGGGGAAUUAGUCCAUAUUUUGGGAUUUUCAUAGCAGAAUCAGUGGAAGUAGGAGUUACAUGUUGGGAGAACCCAAGAAAAGCUUGAAAGCAUGUAGUUUGUAAGAGAAAGGAUUUAAUAUCUGCCUCUGCCAUCAAAGUUUUGAUUAUUUAAAAUGCAAAUCUGUUUAUAAUGUAAAUCUCCCAUGAUUUUGAUCAUUUGCCUAUUCUCUUUCAGCUUUCACAAACAGAUGUGCUGCUCUCUACUCCUCAUCAGACUCUGUAUUGUCUUCUUUAAGUUCAGCAUCAUCACUAGACGGUGAAGGUGUACUGGGUACCACUGAUGUGGUGGCAGUGACAGAGGCCCUUGUUAGUGCUGUAAACUACAAUAGUCAGCGUAAGUGAGAAACAUUGCACUUUUGAUCUGUAAUGGUACAUGUAUGGUUACAAAAUGGGAGUGUGCUGUGAUAGGAAUUAACCUUUAUUUUUAAACAAAUUGUUAUUCAUCAGAAGUAGACCACUUUUUUUUCAAAAGUAAACAAAAAAGGAAAAAGAAAAAAGAUGGUACUCUCGCUGAUUCCUUUUGAACAGUUGGAGACAGAUAACAUCAAUCAAUUAAAGGGCCUUUGGCAAACAAAGAUCUGUGGUGUGUGCCUUUGUUUCUAGGAACCUUUCAGUUAGGUACUAUAUGAUGAGAUUUUUUCCAGAACAACACCACCAGCAUUUCACAAGGCAACUUGCACAGAUGACCCUGAGUUACCUCCACAACUUAAUGGAAGAUGGAGCAAAGUUGUUAGACGGUGAAGACCUUAAAAGAUCUGCUAUUGGACACAAAACUGGUCAAGUUGCAUGGAGCUUAUUACACCAAGAGAUAAAAGAUUGCCUCGAUUUUCUGACUCUUAGUAUUGUGAAGCUUCGAGGUCAUCUCAGCAACAUUCCUCUCAAUGAUGAUGCUCAAAGUUCUGACAUUGUGGACUUUAAUCCAAUGCCAUUUGCAAGAUUGGAUGCAGAUGAGGUGGAUGGAUCCAUGACAAGGUGGAGCAGAAUGAAGGAUGAGGUAUUGUGAUCAUAUAUAAGCUUGUUGUUUUUUGGACUGUAGAAGUAAUUUGGGAGAGAUUUGUUGAAACUUGGCGAUAAAAGUGCUUUGCCCUUAUAAAGUAUCAUUCAGUAGAAUUCUCUCACCCAUAAAAUGAUAGUGGAAUGGAUAUAAUUUCACAAGAAGUGAGAUGGCUGGCUUUGAGAAGGUUUUAAACUAACCACAACCUAAAUAUAAAUGUUUACCCUCUGAUGUUGUUUAUAUUUCUUUUAAAAUAAUUGAAUCUGUGGCUGCACAGCAUUGAUCCAGUUCUUUUCAUAAGUGAAUUCCAUCCCCUUAAAACAAACACCUUGUUCUGUAUUCUGUUUAUAUGCAAAGAAAAAGUUGUUAUCCAUCGACAUUGUAUGUAGUUUUUCACAUUUUUCUCAUGGUUCACCGUUAUUGGCAGUUAUUUUUUCUUUGAUUGUUAAUUUUUUAGUUCUCCAGAGCACCCAUUUAUAAUUAUAGCUUCAGCUGACAAGUUUACUCUGCUUAAAUAUGUUAUUAUUUUUAUUAUUGUUGUUAUUAUUACUAUUUUCUUUCAUGUUUUUUAUCGUCCAUUCCAAUAUGUCUUCACUGUUCAGGGCACAAAGUUAAUCACUGGAUAUAGCUCUUGUGCUAUUUAGUUAUAGACCUUCCUCUGCUUGCUAGGAUAUCAUUGAAGAUGCCAUUGCCAACCAAUAUAUUUGUUCAGCUCAAGCAUUUUUCCAGAGCAGGAGACUUGAAAAGAUGGUAUAUCCUUAAAUGUCAUAGAAAUUAUUUACUAUACUUGUUUGUCAUGACAGAGUUACCUUGUUUGAGGUUUGUAUUGACUCUUUGCACUGGGAUGGUAGGCUAUGGUGGCUGCCUUUGGUAGAAAAUUGUUUGAAGUUCUCCUGACAAUGUCCACAUACACAGGGUUAACCUUUCUGACCAAAGAUUUGACCCCAGUGUUUAUUUCUGUGACAAGAAUGUUGGUUGAUGUUACUGCAAAAUUCAAUCCUUUGUUGUGUCACAGAAAUGUCAAAGCAAUGUUACAUUACACAAUUUGAUAACACCUGAUACAGACUCAUAGUAUAGCAGUUCAAAUGCCUUAAUGUUCAUUUGACAGCUUGACCCUUUGAUUCAAUUUGGAAAAGGAUCAAAUAUUCAUUCAUAUAUAUAUAUUAAUCACAACCACCAUGUGUUAAUACACGCAUGGAUAUGCAUGCUCUGAUUGGUGGAGGAUUGUGUCAUAUCUUGCUACACCUCGUGUUAGGUGGUUAUAGCAGGGAUGCUAAAUUUCAAAGUUGCUGCUUCAUGUUUGUCAAUGUUUUCAAGGAAGUGUUAAACGUGAUAGAAGAAAAUUCAAUUGUAAAGAGCACUUAAGAUGCUUCUGAGUUUGGCAGAACACUUUUCAAAAGAAAGAUAUCAUGGAGUUUACUGACUGAAUGAAAUAAACCUGUCAAAAGUGCUUGCUUAUCUUGACACCAGUAAUACAAUUGGAAAAAAUACCCUAAAUUCUUUCUUUAUUUUCAGAAUUUACAACAAAAUUUGAAAGUGCCUGAUCAUUUAUACUAAAACAAUUAUUUGUCUCAGGCUCAGUGAACAUUGUUGAAUAAUCUCCUCGACUUCAUCUCGUGGGUUCUUCAACAAUAUUCACUUCCCCUCUGAUGAAUAAUUGUCAAUCAUCUUUAGCCCUUAGAACACAAAACCGUUCAGUGUGAUGGAUCCCUUUCAAGCUUCACACAAGUUGGUCUUCAAGUGGUUUUUAAGAGACUAAUUGAUCACGACAUGGAAACUGUGACUACCCUGUUAACAAACAUGGUAUGUUUGACUUCAACAAAACAAGCAUUUCUUUUAAGUCACUUAGAGUUGUUUUCCCUUAAACUAGACAAGGACACUUCUUUUUAGCAAGAAAAGUAUUAUCUGAUUUCUGUAGAUAAUCAGACAAAAAAUGUGAUGUAUAUUUUUCAAAAUAUACAUAAAUAGCUUCAUCCUUUUUAAAUACACAUGGAACCAAUACAUGUAUUUAAUUCUGAACUAUUUAUUUCAGGGUCGGGAUGUUUGGCAACAGCUUCACAAAGUUUGUCUGUACACGCUUCACAGACCUCUCAGAGAUUUUCUGGUAAGGCUUCUUUGAAAUCGGUGAGUUGAUAGAAGAGUUUCCAAGAAAUCAAUAAUUAGAGUGAAAUUUUGAAGCUGAUUGGAACAUGUCCCUUUAAUAGAAGGUUCAAUCAGCCUUGUAGUCCAUCAUUAGCUUGCCUGUUUGGUGAAAGCAAUUUGUGGUUCAUAUUGGAAGACCAUGCAAAAUUCAUCUAGUUCCCUGGCUGUUCUCCUCAUGCAGAGGACCUUUACUUGGGAAGUAGAAUGUAAAGGGAAGUUUGUUAAAAAUGAAAAAAUGCCAAGUGCUGUGUUGACUUGUCAUCACUUGGCCAAAAGCAAAAGUGUAGAUAACAAUAAACAGUUUUCUUUCAUCUCCAAUAAUCAAUAAGAAUACUCCAGCCCCUGUUCAGUCACUAUAUCUUAGUUAUCACCUGACAGUCUUGUGUCAGUACCUAGUAAAAUUACCAUAAGUUAAGGAAAUUCUGCAGCAGAUUCUAGAGAAAAUGGCACUAUAGUACUGUGUUGGGGAUGCCAGCAUCACAAUCAUUUAAAAACAAGGUAGCCCCUGUUUUGACGACAGUGUUGGGACCAAGACAAGGGUUCCUUGAGUAGAUGUGCCACUUCAAAAGAGGUAAUGAAAGACUGGUUUCGGUCUAGGACCAAACUUUGUCUACCCCAAACUAAAAUCCUUGUAAGAGGAACAUGUAUUUGUGCAUAUAAGGGUACAGACAUCAAUUUUUGUUAAUUGAUAAUUUUUCCAUGGGUAGUUGAAUGAGCUAGAAUCAAGAGAUUUCUUGCCAGCUGAGGAAAGGAAUGUGGUGGAGUUUUCAAAAACCUUGGAAACUUUAUACAAUCAACCAUCAUUCACAGAGGCUAAGAAAAAUGUGAAGAUUAAUAACUUGAAAGACAGGUCUGUGACAAAUGACUGCAAAUAUUUGAAUAUCAUAUAUCUGAACUGUAGAUUAAUUGUAAAUGAAUGUGAGAGUGAUCUCCGCCAUAAUAAACACUACCAGUACUUAAGCAGUGGUGACAAUAAGGCUUGCAAAAAAAUUCAGAGGUGUACGGGAGUUGAACUCACGACCUCUGCAAUACCAGCACUCCACCAACUGAGCUAACAAGCCAACUGGGAGCUGGUCAUUUUGUUUGUUCAUAAUAAACCUGUGAAGUGAUGAGUAAAUGACUGUGAAUAAAUGAAUACCAUUAUGUGAACUGUGGAUUGAGUGGGGGGGGGGGGCUAUUUUUGGCUCUGUUGUCUCUGUUGAAUUAUUUUUAUUUUUGCAAAAAAGUGGGGGGGCUAAAGCCACUCCAUCCCCUCCCUCUGCAUGGUCCCUGUGUAGUAUUUUUGUUGUUAAGAUAACAUUUUAGUACCUUGUAAAAUCCAUAGGAAAAUGCAAAUACACAUGGGCAGGAUUGUGAUGUUGCUUGAUCAUUAUUUAAUCAUUAUACAUGUAGCUCUGCAGUUGUAAACCUUAUGGAUGUGCUGUAAGACAAACCAUAUCAAGACAGUAUGGUAUGUUAUAUCUUAGCUGGAGAGACCUUGGAUUGUUAAAAAGUUCUUUCAAUCUGGGUUCAGCUCAAAUCCUUGACACCUACAUUCAGAGUGGGAAUUUAACACCUGUGGACCUCAACAAGCAGGUAAAAUCUUCACUGAUUUAUUUACCAGUAUGUUUGUGUUUUACUUGUUGUGCAGGUACUCCAGAGGACAGUAUACCAAGUUUGGGCACAGGACUUGGAAUAAAGAUUUUCUGAGUCUCUAUUUGCUAGAAAUAGUUAACUCUACAUGAUUAUCCACAAUUAUAUUAAACUCAUUUAGCAGUAUGUUGGUCCUCAUCUCUCCAAUGGUCAUUCUGUAAUCCAAUUAAAUUAAAAUAUGAGUUCUAUUGAACACACAGUCAAACUACUGCAUACUUGGCCACAACUUGACUAACCUGAGCUAUGAAAUUUAGUUCACUCAAAGUGCUUUAUUAAUUCUCAGAUUGUUUUUCCCCCAUCUUACAUUGUACAGAUGAGUUGUACUAUAGUAUAGUCCACAUUACACUCAGAGUGGUCUUCUUUGUAGGGGAAUAGAAUAAGUGAAGUUGAAUCAAGAGCAAUAUUAUGCAACUUCUCCCGCAAAUAAAUUGGUUGCCCAUUGUCACUGAAGAAUGUUUUGUGCAGUGAGGUUUUGAUCUUUUUGUUUUUGCUGAGGCCAGAUUGAGAAUCUAUAAAGAAGUGUUGCUGUGAUGCAUUUCUCUCAUAACUACAUGCAAGUAGAUCAAUGCUUUUUAUGAUUGUGCAGGUUAAUGUGUAAUGUACUUAUGUUUUGAUAAUGAUAUGAUUUCACAGGAUCAUUCAAAAGGCAGUAGUUAUGUUGAGGUACCUCUUGCAUGGGUUUGUUCUUGGGAUGAGCCAUCACGACAGAGAAUUGUAGCAGAUAGGAUUUUCUCACAUAAAGGUAGAGGACUGAACUUAAGUUAUUUUGGUGUUUAUCUUUACAAAUGACUGAAAUGAAUAAACUAACCUAAAAUGUAGAAGACACCAGCAUGCAAUUCUCAAAAGAGAGUUCCUUUGCAGUAUCUAGUUCUUCAGGUUAGUAUAGUUAGACUAAACAUAUACCCAUGAUCAAGCCAAAGUAUACUUCGUACCUUCACAAGUUAAUGAUGAACAAAGUGAUGGAAAGUUUCUGAGUCAUUUGAGGAGCAUAAUACUUUAAUUUAUGGGUGGAUAAUGCUGUCCACUAGAUAAAUCUCUAUCUGGUGGAUAGUGUAGUCCUUUCUGUUAACACUUAUCUGCUGGAUAGCUAUUUAUACAUUGGAUAGCAUCAUCCACCCUUUGAACAACUGGGCCUAGAUGGUUAAACUAGUUGGUUAAUUAAAAGCAUUAAUCCUAAGUGAUCCAAACAAUAUAUAAAAAGAGCAUCCUACUGGUACAUAUAUAAGUAUUUACCACUCUGUAAGGAAGGAUUCCUAAGAUCAAAAUGCUUGAACUUGACUGUUUCAUUAAUAUGAUUAAACUGAGGUUGAGCAAGAUAGCAACCUGUUUUUUCAGCUGGAGAUUAUAGUUGUCCACAUCCAGAUAUUGGGUUCAGUUCUGAAGCACUUUGGGAGUACCUCUCCUCUCAUAUGGACUGGCAGACUUUGUUGGGAUGGAUUAGAUCAAUUGCCCAUGAUAACAAUCCACCUCAUGAUGAUCUCACACAAUAUGUGGGUGCGAUGAGUGUUGUUCAUGACUGGAACAUUAUAUUCCCUUCACUUCCGUGUUGCAUCUUCAGUGGAGGAAAUUUCUGUCACAAGGUUGUCAAAGCAAUGAUUAUGGAAGAGCUUUCAAGGUCAGCCCAUUACAAAAGUUUUAAACUCAUUUUAGGGAAGAUAACAAAUAAAGAACUCAUCUUUUAUGUCUGCUUCCAUAAUUUUACUUCUAUGCUUGUGUUUGUAGUAUGAAGUCAAACAGUUUAAAGUGGGUGGAGAUUCACUGUAACCUACCUCUUACAUCUUUUCAGUUUUCUCUUGCAGCCUUCAGUUAUCUUUUGUAAUUUGUGCUAUUUUCACAAAUAGUGAUUACCAAAAGUCAUGCUUCUGCACAUUUAACCACAUUGCACACACACCUGUAUGCUAUUGUCCUAGAUGACAUGGCACUUGAUAGUGUUUUGAAAUAUCAAUACACAAUGUACAUAUACUUUUUUUCAAUUUUAUUCUAUUGUAAUCUGCAUGUUACAUUUACUUACACCUUCUAAAAUUAACAUCACUUACUCACCUAACUAACCAACUGAAGGUCUCACUACUUAUAUCCUUAUUUUUACCUCUUAAAAAAUAACAUGAAUUAAACCUUUAACUUAUUUACCUUCACAUCACUUUACUUUCAUCAGCAUUGUUUUUGAUAGUGAUAAACUCAAUGCUGAAUUGUUACUUGACUUGAUAUACUUACAGUACUACUCAAACAAGUUCUUAUGGAAUCUAAAAUGAUAGGAGAAAAGUACCUUCAUUACUAACACUUAUUUCAUGAGGAGACAAUGUGGGGACAUUCAAACUGAAAAAAAUUUUAAAAGGUGUCUUCUUACCAUUGAAACCUGUAUGUGCUACAAUCCAUCCCUGUUUGUUUGUGGAAGCAUUGUAACUUCCAGCCUACUUACAUGUUGCCUUUCUUUUGUAGUUUAUUGUAUGCAUUCUUUUGCAUGCAUCAUUAAUCUAUAGUCACUAGUAAUAUUGGGCCCUAUUUAGGAAUGGAUUGUUCACAACAUCUCAGCUGUCAAAUUUUCCCCUUCUUCUUCGAUGUUUGAGUACUUCCCAGGCAUUGUUUGGGCACAGUCUUCCAUUUUCCUCUGUGGAUGGUGGAUUCAGCAAGGAAUCCUUGCCUGUAGAAGGAUGUCUACUAACUGUUUCCCAGUUUCAUCGAUGUUUUGUUGACUACUGCAUAAGACUGAGGCUUAUUAACCUUUUGUACCACUACAUAGACUUUUAUGGGUGAGUAAGUUUAUAAGAUUUAUGACUGGAGCAGUAAAGCUUAUUUAAAAUUAAAUUGGAUUUUAAAGCAUGGGUACCUAUAGAUAUGUAAACUAAAGAUGUCAUUUUCUAGAACUACUUGAAGCUAUGUGAGGGACUUAUUUACAAAACCUCUGAUAUUACAUCAAAUAUAUAAAUAUUGUUUGUUAAGUUCAACUCCUGUGGUGUGGGAAAUUUUUCAAUAUUGUGACUCUAUAUUUUGAAAUUCUGCAGUUUUUUGGUGGGCCUUUUUGAUGUUUUACAUUGUUAAUUUAUAUUAAAAGAGGACUUAAUACUGAUACAAACAGGUUUAAAAUUCAGAAUGAUGUUUAAGGUUUUUUAAUUUGUUCCUUCCUUGUUUGUGUCAGUCUACUGAAAAUGGGUCAAUGUGGAUGAUAUAUAUUUAACAGCAUUGCUAUAUAUUAAUUGUUAAGCUAAUUAAUUGUUAAGCUGAUGUUUACCUUUGAAGACUCUGUGAAUCUAAGGAGAAUGUUAGAGAACUCAACUUGGAAUCAAGUAGACCACACUGGGUUGACAUGCUUAUAAAAUGCCGUCUCUUGGGGCUCAAUUCUCAAGGUACAAAAUUUCUGUUGUUAAACUUUCCUCAACAAAUAGAUUAUCACUGAUGUAAAACAAAUGCAGUGAUAAGAACAGCUGCAAAUAGAAAUGAAAUCAAGAAUGCUGACAAUAAAAACUUCCUUAAGAAAAACAAUGGUGGGUAGUUAGGUGGCAUUUGAAUGUACAGUACAUGGUCAAAAUUCAAACAAUUUGUUGAGUGAUUUGGUUUGGAGCUUGCAUAAAACACAUGUCUGUAAAUGGAGAUGAGAAGGGUAGUUAAAUGAAUGUUCCAAAUUUUACUUCAUCCAAGUGAUGAGGGGUAAUUGUUUAAUAGCAAAAUGCCCCAAAGUUGCUGAACAACUGAUAGCAAAUGACCACACAAAAUAAGGACCGUAAGUGCUGACACUCUUGUUAAGACUCAAUGCUCACCUUAAAAUGAUCUUUAGUCCAGGAGCAAGAGGAAUCUUAGAAAAUUUUGAGAAAAAAGAGAAUACUUUGAUACAUGUAGAUAAAUAAUGUUUUCUAUCCAAUGUGACUAUCCUUUAUAGAUCCCUGUUCUGUUUUGCAAGCCAGUCUUGCCAUUGCUGGGUUUAUUUUAAGAGUAGAACCGCCUUCCAUCAUGACCACUCUGAAAGCUGGACAUCCAGAAUUGGCUAUAAGCAGUCUUUUGUAUGGGCCAAACACACUGAGUCAGGUAAAAUGGUUUCAUUCACAUGUGAUUUGUCCUCUCAUCUACUCGUCAUAGAAUGCUGCUGACACUUUGUAAAGUUUAUGGCAAGAAGGAAUUAUUUCAAUUUGAUAUUUAAGACUUCCAAGAAUUUUUGAAUACUCAACAGUGAUAUUAUUUGGUUAAUGAAGUGUUCUACGAUAAUAGUUAUAUCAGUAGCAGUAUCAUGCAUGGUGGUAGGUUCCUGAAUUCUGUUUGGCAGCUAAAAGGAUGAAUUACACUGAUUUUAUUUGAAAUUACACAUAUGUAGUCUCUGGAAUAUACAGAACAAUGCAAGAUUUACAUAUCUUUACCCUAAUGGUUUAGCUUCAUGCAAGUAUGUUUUUUGAUAUACUAGCAGGGUGCAUUGUUCACAUUCAAACCUAUACAGGAGUAGAGAAUUGGUUGUUCACUCUGAGCUGCAUGGAUUCCCUUUUGCUUUAGGCCAUCGUGUCAUCAGAAUCACAGUCGAACAUUUCAGUGUGGCAAGUAGAAGACAAAGUUCUUCAUGAUUCCCUUUUGAGUUUUCCCAAAGUACAUUCAGCUGUAUUCCCUGUUUCAUCUGGUAGCCUUGGCAUUGAAUGUCAGGAUGUGUCAGUGUACAGACUUUUACAGGUACGCUGGAGGUAAAUUAUUGAUUUCACCCAAUAACAACAUGGUGAAUGAAUUUAGAUUACGAAUACAGUAGCCAACUAAAUUAUAGUUAUUGGGGUAUGGGAGUAUCAUUGUUUCAAAGAAAACAAAGAAAAGAUUUUUAAGAUAAAAAGGUAAUCUGAAAAUUAUUCUCAUAUUUUGGAUGUAAUAUUUGCAAAGCUAGAUUCAUUAGAUUUCCAAGUUAAGUUAUUCCUUAAAACUACCCUGGGAAAGACUGUGUUGUUGACCUGUGCAAUGGAUUUGAUAAAAGAUAGAAGAAUGCUUUCUCUGGUAAGGUUUAAAUGCCAUAACAUUUGUCAUAGUUAGAUUCAAAGAAAGUCUGCAGAAGCCUUUUCUCUGAAAUCAUGCACUUGAGUGGUUCAAUCUUGCUAUAAGCUUGACAAAUUUAUUGACCUUUGUUUUGUGUACCCUAAUUUGUUAACAUUCCUUCAUCUUGCAGGGGAAUUCACCAUUUGAAAUAUCGCGACUUUUUGGUUGGCAGCCAACGAAUGACCUUGCCCCAAAGGGAGGUAAAUUUUUUCAUGUUGAUGACACAAAUUGUUAUCAUUUAAGUGGGGUAGAUCCUGAAAAAAAAUUGUUUUUGGUGACUAUGACUGACGCUUUCUGGAGAGGCUAUCAUCACAAGUACCUGAGUCAAAUGCAUAGAAAAUCAUUAAUUAGGAAGAGGAUAGAUUUUGAGCUCGGUUGUUGGGGACAGAUGAAUGGUGAACAUUUAGAGAAAGCAAUGAGAUACUAAUCCUAAGCAAAAACAAGAUCCAAGGACCUCCUCAGAACUUGAAUUUUAAUUGAAAAUCAUUUCAGUUUUAUGCACACCCAAAUUAGUUGUGAAUGAAACAUAGUACUGCACUGUAAUCACCUGAUACAUCAAGCAAACUCAGCAGCAACAUCUGAGUCUAAAAUGAAGUUUUAGUAACUGCAAAAAACUUUCUGGCUUUAAGGAAAAACACGCAUAGCAAACAUCAGUCAGGAAAAAAGCACAAUGACUGUAAUGCAGUGUCUCUAUUUGUAGAAAAAAGUUUUGCUUGGUAAUCCUUAGUGAAAAAUUAAAGAGUACAUGUUUCUUUUUGUGGGGCAUCUUUUCAAAACAUAAUGGUAAAACUGAUCCCGGACUUUUACCAAAAUUCACCAUGAAAUUGCAUUUUGCAUGCUCUAUUUCUCAACAAAUAGAAAUUUUUUUCCAUGUCCUCUCAGAAAAUAAUGUAUCUUUGACAAUCCAUGCCAACAUGAGUUUACCUUGCGAUCUUAAAAAACUUAAGAGGCCUUUCCUGAGUAUGGGCCUUAGAGAGCCAAAGAUGGUUUUAUGAAGAUAUUUUUUUCAUUACCAUGCGAUUUUCAAAGAUCACAUGCAUGUACGUGUGAUUGUUUGGCUGAAUAUUAUUAAUUCUUUAACUUACUUAAAUGACUGAUCUAAAUGAUACUCAUUCCCUUUUUCAGAUACCUCGUAUGAUAUGCAGCAUUUCUCUUGUGACUCUUUAGUUUUUCAACAUGCCCAUAGAGAACGUCUGACGUUCUCAUAUUACCUUCGUCAUGGUAGACCCUCUUUUGCGUUCGUAGCUUUUAUUGGAGAGAAACUUAAAGAUGUUAACGUGUCUAAAGCUAGGUAAGUAUUAUUAUUUUCAUUUCCGCUUUUCAUACCCCGUAAAAAAUUGUCACAGUGCAUUACAGUAGCUAUCAUAUAAUUAUCCUCUCCUCUUGUAUUGUUACAGCAUCCAGAAAGCAGCACUGAAAGCUUACAGAGUUGCUAUACAAAAUCUAACGAAUCCUUCGAUAUGCGCUGCAUGUGUGGUCUUCACUGAGAUGCUAGGAAUGGAUAGCAUGGCCCUGAGGGUGGAUAUACAGGCUGCUAGUAGAUUACUAGCUCAUGGAGGAUCUCAUGAAGAUCUCUUUGGAGAUAAUGCCAUGAGAGAGAAUUCGAUGGCAGAUGCAAUUGGUAUCUAUCUUACUAAGCAUUAAAUGUAAUGGUGGUGAUGUUACUUGAAGUGCUUUGCUGUUUUUCAAGGCUGAAUUAAAGAAUUGAGUUACCUCUCUCCUUAAAAAUAGGCAAUUCAUAUUGUUUUCAAAUGUUUGAAUUUACUAUUCAACCAAAAUUAGAAACGUAAGCUUUGUUGUAGAAAUAAUCAUGGACAUACUUCUUGUUUAUUCUUGAAGAUAAAUACAGCUUCCUUUCGCUAUUAUUUUAACAAAGAAGUAGCAAAUUAUCAUUGCAGAUGAUCUUUUCUUCAUUUGAAAUUUGUUUCCUUACCUUCAGCAUCAGAACUUUUGUCAUGUUCUGGAAAAGGCAGUGAAAAGCCUUUACGACUUUUAGUUGCUUUGAAAACAGCUACAAGAAAUAUCAUCAGUAAGGAUUGUUUGGACAAGUAAGUUAAAAUGUACCUGUUAAUGUACCUAUGUAACACCAAGAGGAAAAUCUUCCUUCUCGUGUAUAUACAAAAAAAAACUUAACAGUUGGAUAUUAUAAAAAAACCCACAUUAAUCAAGUUGUUUACCUGGACGGCCUGCUAUUCAUUGUGCAUUUGAUCCCCUGCUGAGUAACAUUGUAAGUUCCAGUUUCUCUUGGUUACGCCACAGCUCUGAGCCACAAGCAUUCUAGACUACAAAUGGCCUUGAUUGGCCACCAUCUCCCCUGGACUCUGCUGCAAGUCAGACACUCGUGACCAAGAAUUUAGGCUUUGAAGGCAACAUGGCAACUCUCUGUCAUUCUCACACUUAAUACAUUUAGGGUCAAGUAUUUGAGGGGUUUAUGUUGAGUUAAAGAUUUUCUCUUGUUUUACCAGAAACUUUACUAUGCUCUAGUUUAUUUCCGUACCAGUGUGAAGAAGUGGACUCUGCUGAGGUGUUAAGUCGCUUUCAACUUAGAAACAGAAGGAAUCUUGAUUAUUACUUGGCUAUGUGUCACAGAAAUCUUUUUACGAUCAUAUAGGUAACAGUUCCUCACCCGCAUAAGAUGCAUAGAAGAAAAGUAAAACUAAAACUGUUAGUUAAGCUGUACUAAUACACACAAGUGUUUUGCAAAGGGAAAAUGAAAACGUUAUUUUGUACUCUAAAUUAAAGAUUCGUAAACUGUUUGUUUUAUCUUCAUUAUUUUCUGCAGGACUUCAUUUGAAGCAGGCCAGCUGUGGAGUCUUGUGGUCCUAUUCUGUCGAGUUCACAAGAUGGAAUUUCCAGUGGCAUACUUACAGGAUUGUGCAGUUGCAGAAAAGUGGCUGCCAUUUAUUUGCCAUGCACAAGCUUGUCAAGUUCCAAAAGAGCAGGUACUUUUACCACAUCAUUUCCAAAAAUCCCUUAAAAGCAAUUUGUAUAUGGGAAGUGCUUGUUUUCAAUUCACAAGUGCAGAAGCAUGAAAGAUGCUGUAUGUCUCCUGAAAAUGUUUGAAAUUCAGGAAGGUUUUACUAAGAAGCGAUUUGUAUCUGGAAAGUGCUUUUCUUUAAUUUACAAAAGCAGAAGCACGAAAGAAGCUGUAUAUCUGCUGAAAAUGUUUGAAAUUCAGGAAGGUUUUGCUCAUGAAGAAGUUAUUUAAUAGUUAAAAGGUUUAUUCGACAACAGGUUAAAGACUGCCAUGAUUUGUUAGCCAUUUCUUCAUCAACUGUUUUGGAAUUUUUGGAGUUUCAACAUCACUGUUCCUUUUUCCUGCUGUAUUGGCGUUCAUUUGUUUUAGCAAGCUAAAUCUAUUAUGUUUUGGUUUAAAGCUUGAGCCAUAGAGUCUGCCUUUUCAAUUUCAGGUGAUCUAUGUCAUUGAGCACAACUUCUCUUACUCUUACAUCCAAGAACAUUUGCUUUUGGCCUUUGAAAAUGUCAAGUUGAUUAAUGUAGAGAAUGUCUCUAGCAGUGAACUUGGCAAGAGGCGACCCCGGAAAAGAAAGUUGGUCAGGACAGGAGAACAGGUAGCCUUGUUAUUUCAUGUUGAACGUUUUGCUCACAGGGAGACAGCUUUAAAACAAACCUAAAAAUAUUUGUGGAAGAUCUGCUCAUUCGUGUAAAAAUGUCAUAGAGGAGAGGAACUUCAGGAAUUCACUGCCAUCAAAAAUUUGACUCGGGAUGCUAAAGGAAACUGGCAACGUCAAUAAAAAAAUCAAACAAGUUUACUGAUUUAAUAUGUUUUUCAAACACUUACGUUUCAUUAUACCCAACAAGAAAUUUUUAACUAAUCUGAUGGAAAAGAAAGAAAGUAAGUGUAGCUUCUCACCUCAGUCAUCUCAUAAACGAGACUGGAAAACCCAAACUUACAGCAACUGGCAACAAGAGAAUGUUGCGAGGUCAACAUGCAACAAGGAAGUCACGAGCGGCUUUUAAGAUUGCUUUUACUGGAACAUGGCUUCCCUCUAGAAUUUGAUUUUGAAGUGUGUGCUUCUAACUCCUUUAAUCCUACGUCGCUUUCUUGGUUGUAUGUAAUAUAUUCAUAGCAUCUUUACACCAUAUUAGAACUUAGGAAUAUCAAAUACGUGUCACUAUAAAAAACUGGAUCAUUGAAUAAUGCAAUUUAAGAGUUUUAAUUUGCUUAGUUGUCACGGGUUGCGAGCCACAAUACCAUGAGCAUGUAAGAAGAAGAGUUAAACAAGAAGUGUUUUUGUACAUUUAAACAUUCCUUUAAUUUGCUCUUACAAAAGAAAGUUGGUAGAUGUACCAUUCAUAUUUUGAGACGUUUUUCAUGAAACAUUUAUUCCACUCGCCCUUGUGGGCUAUCUCUCGUCUCUCGCGACUGUAGGGUAGUUUUUUAUUAUAAUCCAUCAAAUAUUUAUGCUUGCAACCGAUUGGUCUAAAUGCUCUACGUGGUUGAAUAUGCCUUAAGUGAAACUGAGGAACAUCCAAGGAUAUGCUACAAAUGAUGCAACCCAAUUUUCAAACUUUACUUCUAUUGUUAGAAAAGUGUUCAUUUGAAAUUUAAUUGAAGGUGAGAGAGCGUUUAGCUAUAGUUACAGAAGAAGUGACAUAUGUUUGUUCAAUAUGUUGUACCAGAGAGCACUGAAAAGUAGACAUUCUACCCAACAAACAGUAGAAUGUUCAUUAAUAUUUGAAGGAUAGUAAACACAAUAUCCUCCAUUUAGGGCGAAAAUAUUCUUGACAUCUAUAUUUGUCCUUGGACAUAAUCUGUUCCUCGAAGCUCACAAUUUUCCUUGAGCUUCGCUGUCAGAAAACUCUUCAGAUCUCAGAACAGGUAAGGUCUGCAGACAAAUGUCCAUGAACAUCUUCAUGCCAAAAGGAGGAUAUUGUUUAUUUAGUAUUUUAUUAUGAGUAUCUAGUUCGGGUUACGUCUUUACACAGUGUCAUGAAAUAUGCAUGUUUGGACCAAAGGGAGGUCAAAAUGGUUGGAUAUUGGCCAAGAUACUUUAUUCGUAUAUUUUUUAAUUUAUUUAAAUUUGUUUUUUAAAUGUUGAAAAUGAAAAAGGCUCAUAAAUAUAUCUUAUUAGACCUUUUGGUGUGUAGUAUCGCUGAGAAUUUUUACGAGUUGUGCCGUAUUUUGACAAGCCCUACAGUACAAUAUAACCAACUGUCCAAAUAACCAUACAACAUCGCAGGAUAUUUGUACUCUAUUCGCGCGUUAUUUCUACUCUUCUUUGCACAGUUAUAACAAUUUUUAGCGGUCGUGAAUAUGGCUUGGAAAUCAUUGACAUUUUUUCAUUCUUUAGGGUGCUCUCUGAAUAGUGGUUGUUAUAUGGAAUGCAAAAUGGAGAAGUUUCUCUCUGUAAAGUUCUUAAUAACUCACUUCAAUAAUUAAUAGUUCUCAUUUAUUACAAAGGUUCAGGUUUUUGUUCGCGUGUUGUUUGCCAAAUAUUCUUUGCGACAAGUUCUUAAUGAGGAUUGGUAUCUAUCGCAUAAGCUAGCUCUUACAGAGUUAUGUUUAUUCCAAGGUCAUGGCACCAUCUCGAGAUGUGCGUGCUCAGUUCUACUCUCGCAUGGGUCUCAGAGCAACAACAGCUGCACAACCUGAAACUGUCAAGGAGGAACAAGUGGUGCAUCCAUCAUGCAGCAGUAGUGCGGAUGAUGAGGAAAGCAGUAGAAUAUCGAGAAAAGGCGAUGAAAAGAAAUUGGAGAACAAGAAAAUAGAACAUCACGCGGAUGAUACAUUUGAUGCUGGGUUUUCAGGUUGUUAAGACUAAAUUCUGUCAUUGAGGCUGCAAUUAUGGCAUAGUUUUCAUGCUUUGUUGUCAGUGGCUUAGUUAACUUAAAGGGAGGUUAUAUAGUGGGAAACUUGUUUCGUAUUUUGAAACAAAGAGUUGCUAAACGGAAUCCUUGUUAUGUGCUAAGAAGGCUAUCACUUCCUUACAACUUCCAUUAGUAUGAUACUUUCAAUGUUUUUACUUACUCUAUGUGCAAUUUGUUUUCAAGAAAAGCUCCUCGAUGCCGAUGAAGUACGACAUAAUCUUUUUGACAUCCUGUUCAAAUGCCAAUCAGCAGAAGUUCCAUGGAGGAGCUUACUAGCCUAUUCAAUAACGCUUCAAAGGUCUCUGCUAUCCGUGCUUGCAACAUGCUUUCAGGUAUGGCUUCUUUAGAAGAGUUUUAGUGCAAUGAGAGUGUGCAAAAGGUGAAAUGAUAUUUUAACAUUUUAGCGUAGGAUUAAAUGAUCUGUGUGUUUUUCGAAGAACUCUAUCAAACCAAAUUUUAAGAGAAAAUUUUAUUUUGAAACCCUCAUGACUUACUUAGUAGGAGUUUUAUUUGCCAAGAAUAACGCCAAAGAAAGUUGUCAAAGGUAUACUAUUAUUAUCAGAAUGUUUCAUAGAUUUAUUGUCUGUCAUGCUUUAUUUUUACUCUUCAAGUUGAUUGAAGCAAAGCAAAUUGUCACGGGAAAAAAAGCGAGACGUUACACUGAAAAGUGCAAUUCUUGCUAUUGAGGAAACGAUAGCAUUUAAUUGGACAUAUGGAAAGAGGGGUUCAUCAAUGGGGAAGGGAGGGGUAUAACACUUAUACAUGUAUAACCGGUUUAGAUUUAUUGUGUUGUUUGAUAUUCAGUGGUUUUCAGCUACCAUUAAGGAGAAGGGUCUAUUAAGCAGCGCAGUUGUUUAAAGUUGGUCUUGGCCUUCCUUCGAUUAGACAUUUGUAUUUUGAAAAGGUGUUUGUGUGGUCUUACAUCAUGUAGAAGAGUCACCUGGAUAUAGAGGAUACAAAAACCAGCGCCUUCAUUAUCGACAAGAUUUCGUUUUGUUAAAGUUUUUUGAAUACCUUGAUAUUUGUUGAUGAAUUUGAGAGGAGGUUUAAGCAGCCUUAUUGUUCUUCAAAGGAUUCCAGGCCACUUGAUUGCCUUUGCGCCUGGCUCUGCUCAACUGUGUGCCCAUCUGUCUUGAAACCUGCUGUAGCGUCUAUCCCAGGUAUGGAGCACAGCUAUAUGCAAUUUUUUUUAAUACAGUCUCCUCUCUUGAAGGGAUGUAUUGCUGACAAUCUCACUCACCUUCUCUUUUAAAAGCUCUUCUAGUGCACUUACUUUAACCUAUGACGAACCUUGAAAAAGAGAGUUAUUGUGCCUGCUGAUUUGAUCUAAAUUACCAAAGAAUUGUAUACCACAUUUUGAAGACUUGGCAGUAUCAGUUAACCAAACAAACAUAACAUAACAUAACAUAACAUCUAAGCCUCUUUGCCGUUGAAUUACUUAAGCUUCUGUGAUAAAUAUAUAUUUAUAUACAUAUAUGUUACAGAGACACUAGCACCACUCACUUACACGUUAGGUAAAUUACUAAGUUAAUCAUACAAUUCAUCACUUACAGCAGAUUACGUAGAGGACUGUUAAUAAACUAAUACCGUACUUCACUGUAAGCGCCUUAGGUGCUUACACCAUUGAUGUAGAUAAAAAGAGACAUGGGAUUGUUUUACUAUGUUGAAGAUUAUAUGGAGUGACUGAAGAUAUUAACUCUGUUACCUUUGAGUGAAUGGUCACCAAUGAUAUAAUUAUUUGAUUGUUAUCUAACAUCUGACAAGACUGUCAUCUCUAACGUUUAAUACUCCAUUAACAGGCAGUCGUCGGCGAGGCUCCUCGGAUGUACAAAGUAUGAUUUGUUACAUUUAUGUUUUUCAUGUGGCCCUAAGGCAUGAACAAUCUCAUUGUGUUAGUUGCAUUAGGUUCAUUAACUUUUAUUUGCUUUAAUAUGUUACACGCAAGACUUGUGUUUUGUUGUUGUCUUUUGUUUGAGUGUUGAAAAUAGUCGAAGGAAAGUACAUUACAAUUAUUAAUAGAUGCUAAAGUUUAAAGGAGGCCCACUAUGUAUUGAAUGACCAGACUUCUUCAUCGUUCAGUACGAUAACGUCACCAAUUAAAAAGCUUGUCAUUGCCUACUGGACUGUCCUGCUGGAGUUUGACAUACAUAUAUUAAGUAAUAUAUCUGCACAAGUAAGAGGAAUGUUUGACGAAACAAAUGAAUCCCAGUAGAAGGAAUCUACACUGACUGUAGUGUCGUGAUGUUAAUUUGUGGAUCAGUGUAUGAUGUGAGGCAACAAUGAAGAAAAUUUGUAACUGUCCUGGCUGUUUUGAUGAACCUUUCGGUCUUAGGCUUUUUCCAGAUGGGACUAUAUCCAUGUUAAAGAUGAAAAUGCUUGAAAUCUCCGAGUAAAGUGAAAAAAAUUCUUAAUAAGUAAAGGUUUGGUCAUUUUUAAAUGGAUUGGUCUGGAAAGCCUGUUGUAAUUGUUGAAAGGGACCCUAAGAUAAUCUCAAUCAUGUCGUUCUUUUUCUUGAAAGACUGACUCUUGGUAAUGUUGUACACUAAUGUCAUCUUCUUCGCACUGAUUUUCAAAAUUCGCCAGUUAAGCCACCAUGAAUUGCAUCGCAAACCACCUAAAAUCCCGGCUUUAAGUCAAUAUCACUGCUGUAAUCUACUAAAUAUUAAAUGAAAGCAUGUUAUAAUUCAACAGAACUUCAGUGGCAUGACUGGACCCUGGGAGACCUUACAGCUCUCAUUUUAGCAAUUGUUGAAACGAGAGAGACACUUGCUCACACCCUGGCCAAGGCAUUUUACAUCUUUGAUCCGGUGAGCUAUGACUCUUAUGACUGGCUAUAAAGACCAAAACUGAAAUCUGUUUUAUGAGGUGUGAAGAGGUAGGACUAACGAUACAUCCUUGUCACAGUUGUGGAAGAAUUUCCCACUUCCUCCUUUUCAGUAUUGGGAACAAGAAGAUUGGACGGCCUGAAAAAACCGCAACUCAACCUUGAGAGGGUAGUGGGGAUUUUUUUUUUAACAAAACUUGGCUAGGUUUGAAGUUGCGAGAAUGAAUUUGAAAUCCAUGGAAAUACAGAGUAAUACUUAUUGAAGAAUGUUUUGUAUUGUUGUUUCUCAGGCCAGUCCUCUUCUAAACUUUUUUCGUUUUCACGAGACCUUUCUGGUGCUCCGUGACUAUGAAACUUGUCAAGGAUAUUUGACUUCUUUCAAGAACACUUACCGCAAGGUAGGUUAAAAAUAGGUUGAAUUACGAACAUUUGUGUGGCUUAGCACAUUUCUAGCACUGGACUACUUUAAAGAAACUCAAAUCUCAAAAUGAGUGGUAAUAAUAAUAAUAAUAAUAAUAAUAAUAAUAAUAAAUCAGGUGUGAAAUUGUUAUAGGUAAUCACAUGAUUUCCAGUGCAAUUUGGAAUAAAUAAGCACGAGUAAAUUUUUUUAAAGACUAACAAAAUUGCACGAGCCCGUAGGGCGAGUGCAAUUUGUGGUCUUUGAAAAAAUUAACAAGUGCUUGUUUAUUCCAAAUUGCACGAGAAAAAUUACGUGAUUACGUGUUGAUAAUAUACAUGAAAAACACGAGAUAGCUUAUCAUAAGUAAGCAUAAGCAAAGUGCGCGCAUCAAGUGCAAAAAUAAUUUAUUCAAACCGUGCGUUCGGUCAAAACAACCGCGUACGAUCAAAACAAUAAUAUGCUAUGGUAUCUUCACAUCUUUAAGGCGCAAAAAAGUUCAAAGUCCGGCUAAACAGUUCAAGGAAUUGUUCAGUCUAUGCCCGAAUCACUUUCGAUGAAAUGGAAUCGUCGUUUCCGAGGUUUAACCAUGUUUGUUUUUUCAUUUCGGCGUUGGAUCGCUCGAGUAAAAUGUUAAGCUGGGUUGGCUCGUAAUUUUCGAUUUCCUUGACAAUUCCCUUCUCCAAACACCACUUUUUCCAAACCGACAAUCAAAAAGCAGUGCUUUUUAGAGUGUUUUCGUUGUUUGAGCUGUUUUUCACCCGCAGUGGCGAAAGAAAACCUACUUGAAACGCCGGCCAUUGCUUCGCUCGCAAAUUUUCAAAUUUUCAAAUUUUGUUGCGACAUCCAAGGCUCGCAUUUGAUUGGCUAUCUGUGAGUUUCUUUGGUUAUUGACCAAUCAGAAUGUCUGGUUUGUUACUUUCUUUGCUCUAAAUUAACUCUCUUCUGCACUGAAUUACCUGAAAACUGCAUUUAUCUUAACCAAUCAGAACUGAGUAAUUGUUUCAUGUAUAUUAUUAGUAUUUAAAUGACAAUGAAUUUUGAACUGAGAAUUGUAUUGAGCCAUGAAAUUUGAGAUUCUGAUGAAUUGUAAAACAUCGUAGUGACACUAUGGUAAACUCUUGGAUAAACUGUGCAGAAUAUGAUGAGAGUCUACAGUUAUUAUCCUCAGGUUAAAGAAUAGCCUGGAUAUUUGCCUCCUAAAAAUGGGUAAAUUCUUAAGAGGAAAUCGUCAGUAGUUCAAAUUUUGAUUGAUGAGCCAUUUUUGUAGUACAUAUCGGGCCCAAAAUUAGGCCUUCAUCCCUUACAUGUUCCACCUUAUGUUCCAUUCAUACUAGGUAAACACGUGUAGUUAAACCAGGUUUAACAGAUUGAAAAUUAGAAACAGAGAACUAGCAAACUGAAUUUUCCAUAGGAUUCAAGUGAUCUCUGACUUGUAUUUUCUAUGUGCUAUAUUUGACCUUCACAAACAUGACAAACAUGACAAACAUGACACUUAUGUUAGAUAACAUAAAAUAACCAAUUUAAGAUAACAUAUAAGAGACAACAUAAGAUAACAAUAUGUUAUCUUAUGUUGCAAUAUAAGACGACGUAAGUUAACCAAUGAACUUCAAUAACUUUUGACCUGCCGUGUUUGCAAAUAGUUGACCAGACAAGAUUUUAUCAACCCUUGCUUGGUUGCUUGAGUUGCUCAUCUUCUCUCUCAUUCUCCUCUUGAUCCUCCCAAAUCCCAGUUUUUCUUUUUGAUAAAGUUUGCCUGAAGCUAAGUCUUAUUUCAUUUUGCUUAGGCGUCUUUCGGACCCCGUCAUCAUAAAGAAGUGACUUACCUUCGAGACUUAACGCGGUGGGGAACAAAGACAUUAAGUUCUCCCAAAGCGAUAGACCAUGAACUUGAUAGCCAGCGCAAAGACUCAAACCAUGGCUAAUCCUUGCUAAACGAGCGCAACCUGAAACCAGAUUGCACAAAGUAUCACAUGAAAAGCACUUGACCAGACUUCUGUACCUUUAAAGGCAACAAGAAUUAAUUCAACCUGCUUGUCAGAGCUAGAUUUGUGAAUUUUUUCUGUUGUUCAAUCCAUAAGAUACUCAAAUUUCGCACUGUUUGACUUUGAGAAAGAGAUUAUCGGUAACUGUUGUGAUUACCCUUAUAUGCGAAGGUUAAUGUAGCUUCAGAAGCUUAUUUUCUUGAUGAGUGCUCAAGUUCAUCAUUAUUCAAAAAUUCUACCUGUUUAAACUAGAAGCGUUGACAAUGCCCUUGUCACCAUGUUCCCUAAUGUGAGUAGUUGUUACUAUUACUUGAAAUUAGUUGUGUUGAUAAAUGAUAAACUCACUUUGUAGUUAUCAUUGAAAGCCAUUGCCGACAAACACGAGGCUGCACUCAAGAUUGGAAGUUUGAAAUGGCUGGAAGAACUGACUUGUCAAGUCACGAAGCAUAUGCUCUCACGCUGUGACAAUACCCACCAACAGGGCCAUUUACUUGCAAUUCUAGCAGCAAGCAAGUUUGGACGAAACUUUGAGUGUAAAGGUUUGUCUUGAUCACUUAACUUGUAGGGCAUAAGGAAGAGAUGAUAUUCACAGGGUAAAAAAUCUUUGAGCCCCUCUGAACGUUUCCUUUUUCUUUGAAGAAAAAGCACACCUAGAGUUGUUAGAAAAUGAUGAAAAAUUGUCUAGCUCUAACAGGAUGGUAAGCUCUAUUAGAAUAUACAUCCGCUUCCAAGAGGACAUCUUUUUUGAAUCUGAGACAAUUAGAUUUGAAGCCAGACAUUAUAAAUAUGUAGCCCCUUUGUUUACAUACUUUGGUUCUGUUUUGAUUUGUAUUUUAGUACCCGCUUAUUGUGAGCUCCACGAAGUGAGUAAACUUCUUCACGGCACAAAUACGAACAUACGACUUGAGGUAAUGGUGGAGCAGGGAGAUGAAGCUGACAGCCAAGCUGAGAAGGAAAGAGUGCUUGGCUCCCUGCUCAACACUAAACAGUUUGCAAAGGCCAGAAGGUAUGCUGAAUUGAUGGGCUUGUCGAAUGAUCACAUUACAAUCAAACAGGUGAGAAGACCUCAUUAGCAUUACCACACUUUGAAUGCAAAAUGGCAUAGUUUUUUUCCUUAUCUUUUUAAAAAAAAAUAUGCUUAUUGGUAGAAGGGGCUCGCAGGGAUAAAGGUGGCUCAACAAGGUCUAUAACUAGUCAAAAUUUGAUCUUGACUUCUUAAACUCAGCCUUUCAAGACUGUGAAUUCUGGAAAGAGUUAGGUCAUGUAACUGCACAUCCUGCUUUAGGCACAAUGAAGUGUUCAUCAAAUAAAUACACAUUGAUCCAUCAAUUUUGUGAUAUUCCUGUUAUUUAUGAUAAAGUCUUCAAAGUAAUGCUAAACGUAGUCAAAAUGAUAGCAGUCUGAGUCUGUUAUACGUCAACACCUCCAACAGACCUUACAUUUCCCUUCAUUUCUACUUUUCGGCUGUAGGUUGAUGCUGACUUAGAAAUUGCCAAGAAUUCCAUGUUGUGGGAAAUAGAGCAGGGAAGACUGGCUUUCUGGCACAGAGCAGAAAAGUGCUUCAAAGACAAUGGUUGUAAGGCAGACACAGCAGGCUCAUUCUUUGAGGUGAACAACAUUUCUUUUGUCUUGCUCCGCUAGCCUUUACAGAAAUGGGUUCACCAAACAAAGUAUCCGUUCAUCUUGAAUGCAUAAAAAUGAAAGUGAAAAAGGAGCGAUAAGUUUUGUGAAUAUGUGAUUCAAUUCACUGCUCUUGUGGGAAAAAGUCAGUUAUUGACCGAGCCUGCUCUUUCAAGGGGGCUGGAUAUUACCUUCUUUGUAAUUUUACCUUAUGGACCACGAAUGCAAAAAAAUGAAAUUUUCCAAUUCAUAACUUAACAUGAGAAGUAGUUGAGACACUUCGCGUGCUCUUAUCGGUCCAUAGGUGUUAUUAGACAAGAGUUUAUAAUCACAAUUGUAAAGUAUAUUUGAGGAAAAUUCCUGUAAUACUGAAAUUUUGCAAUCACGCUUGGUCUGUAAGGCAUAUUUUAUGAUUCUCACACAAGUGCAGUACUUUCAACUACAGCGUGAAGUCAUCUGUCAGUUAAAUCACGUCCCAUUUGUUGCACUUUUUCAUCAAGGGCCAUAACUUUUAUCAUGAUUACAAAUGACUUGAUGGAUUUUAAAACAGAUAGCUAGGAAGAGCUGAAAGGAGGGUGGAAACACUUCUGAAUGUAUUACGAUACAACUGUACCAAUCUUUUGAACUGCUAACUGUUUGGAUGGCCGAAGUUAAAAUGGCCAAAGUCGGUGGAUAAAAAUAUCUGAUUUAUUACUUUACCUUGCAGAACCAAGCUAGCGAUACUGAAUUGUCAUUUAGUGAACGCGCUAUGCUUGUUGGGAUAGCUGUGAAGUGGUUUUCAAAUCCCUCCUCUAACCAGCAACCAAGACCAUUGGUGGAGCUGGAAGAUCUUCAAAAGAAACGCUGGCUGUAUAAGAUACGAGCAGAGAUUGAGAAAGAGGUAUAAAAUCUCAAAUGAAUUACACAAGGACUGUGAUACCAGCCAUAAUAAUUGUUAGAGGAAACUCACGCUGCAUAUGUCCGUAAAAUAUUUUGCGAUUAUUUCUUAGUUUUAGACAUAUGGCUAAACAUGUUGAAAACUUAUUUAAGCCCAAAUACAGUUGAAAUUUAAAACAGUAUGUAGGAUUUCCCUGUGAGUGUUUUCAAACCUUGGGAUCAUAAAAGUUCUUAAACGAAGUCACAUCAGUGAACACGGUAAAGUCAUUCCUCACACUAACUUUAGAGUGCACCUUUUUCUUUACAUCUACCUUAAUAGAGUAGACAGACAGAACACUAUACUCCUACAAAUCAAACAACUUUAUUAAACAGCUCAUAAUAUUCCUAUUAAGGAGCGACUCCUAAACGCACUACCGGCAGUAAUUAUUCUUAUUAAACUCACUUAAGCCCACUAAAGACUAUAACUUAUUUCGCCGCUGACACAAUCUCUCAAUUGUCUCAAAUUCCCUUGGAAUGCACAAUCUCUGAAGAUCUCUGAAGUGUCUCACAGUAACUCUCUCGGUAUAGCAUUCCAGGCAAUUGGUCACUGCUAAUAAAAGUCCUUUUUUUCUUUGUACAUUUACAAAGUAUUUUAGAACAUUCCAGAAGCUUACAACACAAGUCUUUGAUAGUAUGACAUCAUAACUACAUAACCCAGUAGAAUUUUAAAGAAAGUUACAUGCUAUGACAGUAGAAAGUUCCUGUACGCAUGUAGAGAAAUUUCUAAAAACUUACUCUUACGGUCUCUUUAACAGUAUACAUAUUGCAAAACAAUCUUGCUUCUUUAGUGGAAAGAUCGGAUUGUGCAGCGAACUAACUUUAUAAAAAAAUCUCAGACUCAUUUAUAGAGAGAAGAACUUGCAAAUUGUAUAGGUGUUCAAUAACUGGAGAUAACUUAUCUUUGAAGGAGAAUAUCAUGUGGGUACUACAAAUAGACCAGAGAGAGGAAGGGGCAUUCAAGGGUGGACCAAUUGCUCUGACAAGUGCUUAUAUGCUCGGAAGUAUAACUUUGCGAACCUAUGGUGCUUAUUCUUGAGCUAAAGAAUAUUAUAUUAAACGCAUAUAUAUUAAAUAUAUAUUAAACGCAUGCUCUGUGGAUGAGUUCCAAAAAGUGAAAGUGGUCAAACUCUUUUGUGCCUUAUUACAUUCAUGCUCUUUUUCCCCUUUUAGGGCAGUUUAACCAGAUCUGUUAGCCAUCUAGAAUUUCUUUCGCACGAAAUGGAACUGGAAUUAUCAAGCGAAGUCAAAACAAACAGCAAAGUUUUGAUUCCUCUCAAAGCUGUUGAUUUGAAAGAACUAAUACAAGAGGAUACUGCUGAAGGACAACUUCACGGUGAAUGUCCACUGGAAACCGACAAGGUUACAGAAAAAUUUAUACUAAAGAGAUGUGCAUCAAUACCUUUUUUUUCCAACAUUGUUAUGGUUUAUUGACGAUUUGUGUGGACAUUUUAAAAAUGCAUUUUAUUUAUGUUUAGGAUUCAUCAACCUCUCCUUUUUUUUGCCUUUCAUUCUGCCACAAACUGCUGCAACUUUUGAGCUUAUUUUCAUUAUUUUCCAAUUUUCUGAAGAAUUUGGUAUCUUGGCGGUGAAUUAAGUACCUACUUACUUUUCCCGUUGUUUUGAUUUGGUUUGAUAGGAAAUCCGAGCGUUGGAAAAUAUCAUCGGUUGCCUGUUGGAACAUUGUCAUGUGAGCCAGGCGCAGUGGCUUGCAAGUUUAUUCAAUCACAGUUGUUUAGCAUUAGACAAAGUUUAUUCAAUCACAGUUGUUUAGCAUUAGACGUGGUCAUGGUAAGACCUUUUCUGUGUCAUGAGUAUUGUCAACUUAAAAGAAACAACAACGAGAAUUGAAGUCUUGUGUUGAUAUAUCUUACAUAACAUUAUAACACAGUUAAUUUGAUGGAGGGAUAAACGUAGCUUCCCCUUCCCAUGCUCCUUGUUUCAGUGCGAUUUCUAUUGUUAGCAAAGCUUGAAAUUGACAUGAAGAAAUAGUUUCAUGCACUUCUAAAACUUUCACAAAUGGAUUACAGCCACACUAAAUACUUAAAAGACAAAGAGGUUUAUAUUCGUUAGGGCUUGUAUUAACAUACCUGUCUUAACUCUGCAUUAGUCUUGCAUUCACUUGGCUCAAGGAACACGUUCCAUGGACACCUUAGAUGUCCAUGUAAAAAGCCUUCUCACCAGAAAUGCUCAGAGACGUGAAAGCCUUGGAAGAGCUAGCCCAUUCACCCGGUCUGGUAGUUUUAUUUUCUCAUCGUCUUUCACGGAAAAGACUCCAAACGAGCGUCACGACUCCGUUUCUUCAUCUGAUUGGGUCAAAGUUGAAGAUAUCAUCACUACCAUGGAAAGCCUGGCUUUUCACAGUAAGCAGGGAAAGAGGUGUUGUUCCUGUGUCAUCACCUGCUACAAAGUUGCACAGGUAAGAUAUUUAUUUUAUGGCUUGUACCUGUUGCUUAUGUAACGUGCACUCUUCUCUCUCGUAAAGCCCACUCGCUGACUAUUUAUAAUGUAAAUUUGGAAUAAAGCAAAACGGCAUUCAAGCGCUGCUUCUUCUUUUUUUUUCUUUUUCUUAAAAAAAAAUAGAGGUUAUAUGAACCAAUUUUAAAACACUUUGUGAGAGUAAAUCACCCACAGCCAACGUUUCGGGAGAACAGUGAAGGAACAGGAGGAACAAGGGACAGGACCAAGAAUAAAGUGAAACUUUGAAUGAAGAGAAAAAUAGUAAAAAACAAGACGAAGAAAAAUGUUUUCUAAAAAAACAUUUGUGAAUGAUGCGAAGACAUUUCAAUGUAUGUUUUCGUUAAUGACUCAGGGAAGAUAGACGUUUUGGACUUACUUUGCUCGUUGUUUAACAAUGCUGUCCGCAAAAUCAAACUUAAUGUCAGUAAGAGCCAGCUAACGUGCCACCGUUUUCUGACGUAGAAUUUCAUGUGGCGAAUUCCCAAUAAACUUUCUCGUGACUAGGAAAUGAUAUUUGUCUCUUUCAAAUAAUCUGUUAGACGCCAACAUUCCAAAACAAUCGGUUCAACUGAAGGACAUUCGAUGUUUUCCAAGUCGGAUAAAUAGGUCAAAGUGUCAAAUACCGCCAACCUAAAGGUUUUCCUUUACCAGUAAGAUGUACAAGUCUGAAGCACUCCUCUGCAUUCAUUGACGUUUGGCUGUUGAUUCUUGAGUCCUGAAAAAUUUUAUUUUGUAAAGCAACUAGUAAUGGUAAUAGGACUGAAAGGAGUCCAGUUUGGUCUGUAUUCAUACAGGUGACUAACAAAAUUGGACAACCGUGAAGUGGGAGUAACACAUGUUAAGUUAGAGUAUAUAUGAGUAUAUAUGAUCAAUUAAUCAAAACUAUGACAAAAUUUUUAUUUAAAAAAAAACAGUAUUUAACUCAGUUGAUGAAAUGUGCGGCAAUAAUGUGCACAUAUGACGCCUACUGUCCAAUUACAAAGGCUUGAAGCUUUCACUCUCAAAUUGGGCUGGUCUGCCCCAUUAGUGAUUUGUUGGUGAAGAGCGGCUCAGCACCGGACUUGUCCGAAAUCGACCAAAAUUGGCCAUCCCUCCUAUAUCAUUCUUUGCGCUCAGAUGCCUGUCCAUCACUAAACUCUUGAAAUCACAAACAUUUGCUAUUUUCAGGUACAAGAACAACAUACACAGCAUUUUUGGUGCGUUUGAUCACUGUCCUCUACAAGUCUUACAGCCAUUACAUGAAUAUAGAAAUUGUCCGAACGGCGAAUACCCGGUCAAACUAUUUUUUGUACUAUUACGUGUAAUAUUUCAAGUGUCUUGAUUUGUUUCUCACACUGUGCUUAAAAGUCGUUUCAUCUGAAGUCUGGGCGCCAUCAUUUUUUCAGGAAAAGUUAGCUGAAUUGUACUUUUUGACACAAGUUUUUUUUUUAUAAUUCCCUUUCAGUCAGCCUUUGAUCUCUGUUGUUCAAUCUUCUGAGUUUAUCAAGUUAGUUAUCAUCUAUUCCAGACACUAGGGCAAGAUUACGAGGAAAUUGUGAAAAAGAAGCCCCUGAAGGUGCUCCAUUCGUUGUUACUUUCUGGAUUUGACAGCCGCUAUAAAAUGAUGGAGGGUUAUAUUAAAGCCGUUCAACUUGAUUCUGUAGAGGUAACAUUUUGAGUUGCUAUGCUGAGACAUGAUAUCCCAGUUGAGUUUGUCGACAACUUAACAUUAAAUCUUCCUAAUCAUAAUAAUUUGGGUGUGAAGAAUUGGAAGUUGGAGUUGAAUGUGUAUUGAGUGGUUGGUAGAUAACCAGUUGAAUAGUCAUAUCAAUUAAAGGUUUCUGUUUGAAGCUCAGAAAUGAUUAUGAUGAAUAAAAAAAGUUUAUAAAGUCAUAAAUUUUUAGCGCAAUUUUAUAAAACAUCAAAAUAUUUGAUGAAAAUAUUUGUGUAUUAUCCAGUUUGCGGUUCUAUUAUUGUGCGGGCUUAAUCUCUGACAACUGCAACAUUUUAUCCAAUUAGGUAACUGAAUUUUUGGCCAGUAUCAUCUUGAACUCUCUCAUCGUUCACUGCACUGGUGAAGGUAUAUUUUUUGUAUUGUCUGUCUGUCGUUUCAAAUGCCUACUUGUUUAAUUAUUCAGUUAGCUUUGCAGGAAUAAGAAAAUUGUUUUAAUGUUCUUCAAGCUGGUCACGUACCGUUUCUCUUUUUAUCCUGCAGAAAGAGACAGAAAUCCAAAUGAAAUUUAUAGAGCAGUGUUUUUAUAAUGGGUUUCAAACUUGUCUCUCUCUCUUGGUUGGAGAAUUGACGUUUUAGAUAAAACUAAAAGGAGUGAUAUGUAUUCAAUGACCAAGUUUUGUGGUUCAAAUCCAUAAUAUGGUGUUGCAUUCAGACAUUUCAGGGAAAGAAUACAGUGACUUAACCGUAAAUGCAGCACCGUCUUGUGAAGACAUAAGUCACAUGAUUCGCUUGUGUCCCGACUAUUCCGUGCUGGGCACUCGACUCUUAGAUGAGGUUACAACCUUAAUCAACGAACAUGCACCAGAAACCAUCCGUACUGGAGGUAUAUAAUCUUUUUUCCUUCUUUUCAUGUUUGACAGGCUAUCAGAGUCAUGAAAGAUUGGCAAACAUUUUUUAAUCAGUCAUCAUCAUUUAUCACUACAUCAUUUAAAACCAAAUGAACUUUGUAUUCUUUCUUUGUAUUCUGUAAGUCUUUCCUUGCACUCUAAGUACCCAUUCUUCUUUAGCGUCUGCAUGCCACGGCCAAUUAAUUGAAAUUGGUUUACGACUCAUUGGUUUACCAUUCUCGAGGUCAGAUUGUUUAAAAGAUUGUUGGCCGGUCUUGCUGUGCUCUUUCUGAUGAGAUUUAGAGAAGAUGUACAGUCUGAAAAGAACCACCAUGCGCACUACGAUCUACGAUGUGAAAUUUGUAAAAGAGUGCGUCUUUAGCGUCUCCGGAAAGUGUUAAUGGCAAUGCCAGUUAUUGAUGUUAAUUAAUAUUAUCUUGGAUACUAUGGCAGAUCGUAUCCCCAAAAAACCAGUGUUUUUCUUUCUCCCAGUGGCAUAAUCCACAGCAUCGGAUUUUCAGAGCAACACGACAAAAAAAGCGCUGGGCGUUACGUGUAUCGGGCAAACUCUCAUCUAUGGAUCGUUCUAAUUGUUUGCUAUUCGUGAUUUUAGCUUCUUAGAAAGGAUUAGGCCAUAAUGGUGAUAUCAGUAUUUCAGUAGUGUGCCCGAUAUGUAGUAGUUCUGUGUAUACAUGUGUUGUAUCUCGAAGUUUGCACAUAUAAUUCUGUCUUUCUACAGCACUGAGCUUGAAAGUGGAAUUACUGGUUCGCGCCCAUCAAUGUCACACUUUAGCCUGUAACAUGGAGGGUAUUGCAGCAGUUCUGCGACAUGGACGAGUACUAACAACUGCUUUGACUGAAUCCAGAGAUUACAUGCUCAUGGUAACGUGUUUCAGUACUUAAAACUUCCACUGAUACUUCCACUGAUACUUCCACUGAUUAUGUAUGGCCAAUGAAGGAAUAUUCUUUGUAAUACAAAUGAAUAAGGGGAGUAAGUUUCUAAAGAAACUGUGUUGCUGCGUCCACGGGAGAGUAUAACAGGGUAAUUUAGCAUCAUCAACCGGGUUGGUAACGUAAAUUGGACACCGUAAAGAGUUACAAAGCUGAUGUUUCGAGCGUUAGCCAUUUCUCUGACGAAAGACUAGCUCUCGAAACUUCAGCUUACGAUGACUACUUUGUGUUAUCAAACCAGUUGAUAAACCUAAAUUAUCUUUGUAGAGACAGUUUUCCUUUUUCAUAGGUUCGUUUGCUCACGGGUAUCGGAAGGUUCAAUGAGAUGUCUUACAUCAUUGACACACUCUUUGAGCAUGAGCACUUUGAACUUCUAUGUCGGAAAGGAAUUGACAAGGUAACACGUCUUUUUGAAAUAUCCUUGAUAAUACAACUGUAACCAUCUCUCUCAAACUGACUGCACUUACCUACAUGAGAAUUUACGUCAAUAAAAAUAUUGCGUUAUUCUGAGUCACUGUAAGCGUCCCCAAAGACUUGUCUACAAAUUGGAUGAAAGUGUAAACCCAAAGAAGUAGAAACACCAAAGAGAAUUAAAGUUCUUUGAUUUUCUUCCUUUGAAAUAAACACAGAACUUCACUGACACGACGAAUCGAAGCUGACAAAUCACAGUUGACAAAAGCUCUUUUAGCCUCACAAGCCAUCACAUUCCCGUUUAAUUAACAAAUCAAUUUCCAGAAAACAGACUUAGAACCAGACUUAAAACACUCUUAGUGCGGUUUGUAGCUUAUUGGCGUCUUUUGCAUAUGUUCUCUUGUUUCUUUUUUCCAUGUCUAUAACGCUCCAUCAAUAUUUGUUUGUUGCUGUUUUUUACUUCAGGAAAAUAAGCUGAAAGUUGCACUUCUUGAUUACUUAAGAAAACAACAUCCGGAGGAUACAGAUAAGUUUUCUCUGGUGGCGCAUCACUUUCGCAUGUACCGUGAAAUUGCUCAGACUUUGGAGGACACCGCCGUCAAACAACUGGCUAGUUUAGGAAAUUGUUUCCCAGGUACUUUCCCUUGAUACACGAUAUACUUGGUUGUCAAGUGGACUUGGUUAUUGGCUUAUUGAAGUAAUUUUGUUUGAAAUGUGUUUCGUCAAGAACACUGGAAACUGUUUCGAAGGGUCAAAAGAGGAUAUUGCUUUUCAGGAAAUAGCUAAGUUUUACGUUUGCGCCCCAUAAGGAUAACGUUACAAAUGUUUGAAAGGCAACAUUUCAAAAUGUGGUUGUCAAACGAUGACCAGGUAACAAAUAUCGAAAAAACAAAUAUUUGAAACAAAGCAUCAUUUUACAAAUUUCCAAAGGGAAAGCAAUGGUAUGUUACAAUGGAUGAGGCUCUUUCCCUUUUUGGAAUUGAAAAAUCAUAUGUUCAGUACCUUACGCUUCUUUUUUUACUUCCUAUAAUAGGUAAAUGGAGGGCAACUUUCUUAUUUUUCACCCUCAAUGAUUAAUUUUCUCAUUAAAGUGCAGCUCCUGAUAUCUAUGUGGGGAAUUAAGUGUUAAGAAACUUAAUUAUUUCACUACUACCCCAUUUUACCUUAUCAGGGCAACGGAACGGGCAACAUGUGGAAUGAUAUUACAUAGUUUAACAAAUGGCGGCACUCAUUGAUCCAAACUUUUAUUUUAAGUUUUUCCUAAUUUAGGGUCGACUAAGAAACAAUCUUUUAUGUGUAUCAGGUUCUUUUAAGGAUCGCAAAGAACAAUUUGAUGGUUUUGUCUGUUUUGUUUCCAUCUUUUGUGCUACUAAUAUGUGAUCGUUACAAUGCUGUGAUAAGGCCGCGGGAAGUAUUUCGAAAAAUAAAGCCAAAAUACUAGAAAAUGAAAUAAGAGUGGAAUGGUAAAUCUUUUAUUCUAUGGUUAACAUAUAAUACGAGCAGAAAAUUUUGCUACUCAUGAAACUCACAAAAUAUCCGGGUGGGUAUUAUAUGUUAAACCAUUGAAAAAAAUGUAUGUUUUGAGCCCCCCUUAUGACCCUCUUUUUCUUUGUUCUAGGUAAGAAACACGGUCAGGGAAAUGCUGAGAAAGGUGGGCUUGAUCUUAAGAUUCACUAAAUUAUAUAUAUGCUCCUCGUAUCAUUUCGGUCUUAGUUCAUCAACAGACAAUGUGAAGAGUUUUCAUAUUGUCGUGUGUCAAUGAAGAAGAGUUGUUAUAUUGUCAUGUGUCAAUGAGACACGACAAUUACUGGCAAUUGCUCGCAACUGGAACUAUAAAUGCGCAUGCUCACUCUAGAAUGAACAAGAAAUUGAAAAGGUGCGCGCAGUGGAGAGUCCAGUGUGAAGAAUUUGGACGGCCAGCAUGUACGUUUACUUUUCGUUAAAUCAAGGAGGUGAAGCUUAAAAUAAUUUAAGUAUUCAAACUGGAAUACAUGUACUCCGCAUUAAAUAGACUGAAGUGAAGUCUUUUGGACCCAAGUAGAUGAUCUAAAAUCAAAAUCAGCCUACAAAAUAAAGAUAUGUAAACAUAAAUUAAUGUUCCGCACUCUUUAAGUUAUUUUCGCAGUUGGAUCCAGCUUUACUUUAUUCAAAAUUUAAAUUCUGAUCGGCUUUGUGGUCAUUACAUUAAACAAAUACCGUAACAGUAGUCACCUAAUUUGCAAGUUUAUGCCGUUUCCCUUUCGCCGUUAAUUUUUAAAUAAGUUAUGCCUAUGUCAUUCUGUAUUUAUUAUCAAAUCUGUGUUCUCGACUAAUUUGGCUUUCGCGACCUUUAUUAAAAUGCUCCAGGAGCUGCAGAAGUUUUCGUCAAACUUAAUUCCAUUAUGAAAUCCUUCUGCUACGCUUCGGAUAACUAUGCCAAGGUAAGUGGGUAACACGCCGGUGACAAUCAUUAUAUCAGUGAGAUAGUAAUCUUUUUUCCUGUCUGUGCGUUUGUUGUUGGGGCUGGAGUCAAAAAAGGAAUGGGCGUGUUGACUCCAAACCUUAGCGAAUGAUUCUCCUGUGUUUAUUCUCCCAUCCUCACCUGUAAUCCUAAUCUCUACAGAAAAAACAAGGUUGGUAAUCUUGGUUUCCUUUCUUGUACUCAUUAGGAGGACUGCUGGCGACAUUCACAGACCUGUCUUAAGAAUGCAAGAUUGGUUCACCUACAGAUCCAGUUUCUUUCCUCUGGAGUCACAGUAGUAAAUUUGAACGAUGUUGCUUUAAAGAAAUUCCUCGCCCAUCACACCCAUUUUUUUCAGGUCAGAAGUGUUUGCAUCGCAAAUUGUUUUUAUUUGUAAUGACAGUUAUUGGUAUUUAUUUAGUUAACAGCUGUCCAUAGAUUGACGAUUUAUGUCCUGUCUCUUAAACAUAGAUUGUCCAUGUGUUCAUGGUAACCGUCUAUCUUCACAUGAUGUUUGUGCUUUUAUGAUGAGUUAUUUAAUAAUACCAACAUUCAACUCAAGUUGGUUGAAUAGUUGGUAGUUACACCUGGUACUCUAACUUACUGAUACUUUGUUUCUAAUUCGAAUACUCUUUUUGUUCCCAGUCUCUUCUAGUCGCUGAUGCGUAUAAAAAGCGUGACAUUUCCUUGUGGGUUGAUGCUAUUUAUAAUCAAGUAGUGAUGAAAGGCAACUUCAAUUACCUUCAAGACAUGAGCUCCGCCAUGCCUCUCGCCAACAGUCUUUUUGUUGAUGUCGUUACCAAGUAAGUAACACAAUCAUAAACCCUGUCGAGUGACUAACAGCUUUUAAGAAAGCAAUCCGCUUCUUUUCGUGAAAUUCGAAUUUGAAAUUUUCAACCAGAGUUCGCUUCAAUACUCACCUUACAUUAUUCAACGUUGUCUGAUCGGAGAAGACAAACUGCAACACUAGUCAGGGGGUAAGAGAGUCAAAAUACGGCGGUGGGGAUGAAAAUGGUUUUCCUUCCUUUACUAAAAGAAUGGUUUUCUAGGAACUAAUAGUUGUAAAUUUUCCUCAGGUACAAAAGUGAAAAUGCACGCACAUCUCAAGCAGCAGUUAAUAUGAAAAGGCUCUUGGGAUUUGUUACUGAUGUUAGAAUGCGCUACAAACUAGCCAUAGAUCUGAACUUCUGUGACCUGGGAACCAGCAUUCUUGAGGGAGACGGAGGGGCGUUUUUGAGAGAUGUCAUGGUUCCCUGA
This is a messenger RNA of Pocillopora meandrina, 42875 nucleotides long. Lineage: Eukaryota; Metazoa; Cnidaria; Anthozoa; Scleractinia; Pocilloporidae. The record is from the annotation of a GenBank genome assembly.